CAGCAUGAUGUGCACACUGGAGAUGCAGAAACCAUGUAGCAGAAAGCUGUGAGCAGUUGUGGAUUACCAGAUUCUCCCAACAGCAGUAAGAAGUGAAGAAUGAAGGCGGCUGGAUUUAUUUCUCUGUGGACGUUGGUUUCGCUGCCUUGCGGCCAGGUAGCAAAUCCCGCGGAACACGAGGAUGUAGUGAAGCACGCGAUAAAGCUGCACCGUGGGAAAGGAGCUGGUAUCGCUCAGAGAAAGCAGUGGGUGUUGGAGAGCUGCAGAAAACUGUCUGGCCUUCUUCGCCAGAAGAACGUUGUUCUCAACAAGCUAAAGAAUGCGAUAAGAGCAGUCGAGAAGGAUGCGGGACUGUCAGACGAAGAGAAGCUUUUUCAGGUGCAUACCUUUGAAAUUUUCCAAAAGGAGCUCAAUGAAAGUGAAAACUCAGUCUUUCAGGCAAUCCAUGGCCUCCAGAGAGCUCUACAGGGUGAUUACAAAGAUGUUGUGAAUAUGAAAGAAAGCAGCAGGCAGAGACUGGAAGCCUUGAGAGAAGCUGCAAUUAAGGAAGAGAUGGAAUACGUUGAGCUAUUGGCAGCAGAAAAACAUCAGGUGGAAGCCCUUAAGAACAUGCAGCAUCAAAACAAAAGCCUGUCAAUGCUUGAUGAAAUUCUAGAAGAUGUCAGGAAGGCAGCUGAUAGACUGGAAGAAGAAAUAGAAGAGCAUGCCUUUGAUGACAACAAAUCUGUAAGAGGUGUUAACUUUGAAGCAGUUUUAAGGGUGGAAGAAGAUGAAGCCAACUCCAAAAGAAAUGCUUCAAAAAGAGAAGUAGAGGAUGACUUAGGUCUUAGUAUGCUUAUUGAUUCCCAGAACAAUCAGUAUAUCCUUACCAAGCCCAGAGAUUCAACCAUUCCUCGUGCUGAUCAUCAUUUCAUAAAGGAUAUUGUGACAAUAGGAAUGUUGUCUUUGCCAUGUGGCUGGCUGUGCACGACAAUAGGAUUGCCAACCAUGUUUGGAUAUAUUAUCUGUGGAGUACUCUUAGGACCAUCAGGACUAAAUAGUAUCAAGUCUAUUGUACAGGUGGAGACAUUAGGAGAGUUUGGUGUAUUCUUCACUCUCUUUCUAGUUGGUCUGGAAUUUUCUCCUGAAAGAUUAAGAAAGGUAUGGAAAAUAUCUUUGCAAGGACCCUGCUACAUGACGGUUCUGAUGAUUGCCUUUGGUUUACUAUGGGGACAUUUGCUCCAAAUUAGACCAACACAAAGUGUCUUCAUUUCCACUUGUUUAUCUUUGUCGAGCACGCCAUUGGUGUCAAGAUUUCUUGCAGGUAGUGUUCGAGGAGAUAAAGAAGGUAAAUAUGAUUUUAAAUAUGGACUGCUGUAG
Antrostomus carolinensis (chuck-will's-widow) is the source of this 1359-nucleotide messenger RNA. RefSeq names its product solute carrier family 9 member D1 (gene SLC9D1). The record is from RefSeq and is a predicted model, not a curated record. Gene Ontology annotation, biological process: carbohydrate metabolic process; potassium ion transmembrane transport; proton transmembrane transport. Lineage: Eukaryota; Metazoa; Chordata; Aves; Caprimulgiformes; Caprimulgidae. Gene Ontology annotation, molecular function: potassium:proton antiporter activity. The transcript is spliced from 6 exons. Gene Ontology annotation, cellular component: membrane. Bases 100 to 1359 code for a protein of 419 amino acids.